UUGCUAUACACUGUUUUGCUUGUUGAAACAUACACAGAUAAUCAGACAUAUUAAAUCUGCCUUUGUGUAAACGGGUGCGGUGUUACUUUAGUUUAGUUGCCAGAAAAAUUAAAUACUACAGAAAAAGCUCAUUUUGUGGUGAAAGGUGUGAUAAUUCACCAUUUCACCAUGAGCUACAUGCAAACCAAUCAAAAUAGAAUCAUGUCACACAGUAAUUAUCAAAGUGGUCCUGGUGACUUACCAAUGGGGUCUGCCAAGGAGCAAACACUUAUGUGGCAACAAAAUUCGUAUAUGGCGGAUUCAGGUAUUCAUUCUGGAGCUGCUACGCAAGCACCAUCCUUGAGUGGUAAAGAUGAUGAAGAAAUGGAUCUGUUUGACCUGGACCAAGGAUUUCCUCCUCAAUUUACUCAAGAGCAGGUUGAUGAAAUGAACAAUCAACUGAAUCAAACAAGAUCUCAGAGGGUGCGAGCUGCAAUGUUUCCUGAAACUCUCGAGGAAGGAAUUGAAAUUCCUUCGACUCAGUUUGAUCCUCAGCAUCAGACAGCUGUGCAGCGUUUAGCAGAACCCAGUCAGAUGCUUAAACAUGCAGUUGUUAAUCUUAUAAAUUAUCAGGAUGAUGCUGACUUAGCAACUAGAGCUAUUCCAGAAUUGAUUAAGCUUUUGAAUGACGAAGAUCAGGUUGUUGUCUCUCAAGCAGCUAUGAUGGUACAUCAGUUGUCAAAGAAAGAAGCUUCAAGACAUGCUAUAAUGAAUAGUCCCCAAAUGGUUGCUGCUUUGGUUAGAGCUAUUUCCAACUCUAAUGAUUUAGAAACCACCAAAGGAGCAGUUGGUACUUUGCAUAAAUUAUCACAUCAUCGUCAAGGGCUGUUGGCUAUCUUUAAAAGUGGUGGCAUACCAGCUUUAGUUAAGCUUCUUAGUUCACCAGUUGAAAGUGUUCUAUUUUAUGCCAUCACAACUUUACACAAUCUUUUGUUGCAUCAAGAUGGUUCAAAAAUGGCUGUGAGACUGGCUGGUGGUCUACAGAAAAUGGUUGCACUUCUACAGAGAAAUAAUGUUAAAUUCCUUACAAUUGUGGCUGAUUGCUUGCAAAUUUUGGCUUAUGGAAACCAAGAGAGCAAGUUGAUUAUUCUGGCAUCACAAGGCCCAAUUGAAUUGGUGAGGAUAAUGCGAUCCUAUGAUUAUGAAAAGUUGUUGUGGACCACAUCCAGAGUUUUGAAGGUUUUGUCUGUUUGCUCAAGCAACAAACCUGCCAUUGUUGAAGCAGGUGGAAUGCAAGCACUUGCUAUGCACCUGGGAAACCCCAGUCAACGCUUAGUUCAAAAUUGUCUCUGGACUCUGCGUAACUUAUCAGAUGCUGCCACGAAAGUUGAUGGACUUGAAGGUUUACUUCAGUCUUUAGUCUCAGUUCUCGCUUCUUCGGACGUAAACGUAGUCACUUGCGCUGCUGGAAUAUUGUCUAACUUAACAUGUAAUAACCAACGUAAUAAGGUUACAGUGUGUCAAGUAGGGGGAGUAGAUGCUCUUGUUCGCACCAUUGUAAACGCUGGUGACAGAGAGGAGAUUACAGAGCCUGCAGUGUGUGCUUUGCGACACCUGACCUCGCGACACGUCGAGGCUGAAAUGGCACAGAAUGCGGUACGAUUGAAUUAUGGAAUUCAAGUAAUUGUAAAACUUUUGAAUCCUCCUUCACGUUGGCCUCUUGUAAAAGCCGUUAUUGGAUUAAUUAGAAACUUGGCUCUCUGUCCCGCCAAUCACGCACCGUUACGUGAACAUGGUGCUAUACAUCACCUUGUGCAGUUGCUCAUGAGAGCUUAUCAAGAUACACAGCGGAGAGCAAGUGUUGCUAGCGCAGGUAGUCAACAACCAGGAGCUUACGCGGAUGGGGUACGAAUGGAGGAAAUUGUGGAGGGUACUGUAGGUGCUUUGCACAUUUUAGCAAAAGAAUCGCACAAUCGCGCCAUCAUCAGACAGCAGAUGGUUAUACCAAUAUUCGUUCAGUUACUUUUCAAUGAUAUAGAGAAUAUACAACGGGUUGCAGCUGGUGUAUUAUGUGAAUUAGCAGCCGAUAAAGAGGGCGCUGAAAUGAUAGAACAAGAGGGGGCCACGGCGCCCCUUACCGAUCUGCUGCAUUCCAGGAAUGAAGGUGUAGCAACGUAUGCUGCAGCUGUAUUAUUCCGUAUGAGUGAAGAUAAACCUCAAGACUAUAAGAAACGUCUCUCAAUGGAGUUAACCAAUUCCUUAUUUAGAGAAGAGAACCUGUGGAAUGCAGACCUGGGCAUGGGACCAGAUUUGCAGGACAUUUUGAGUCCCGAUCAAGCUUACGAUGGCAUGUAUGGCCAGGGACCACCUAGCAUUCACAGUAGCCAUGGCGGUAGAGCCUAUCAACAACAAGGGUAUGACCAGAUACCAAUAGACAUGCAAGGGCUUGACAUCGGGUCACCUGGGGGAGGCAAUGGUUCAACCUAUAGUGCCAUAGACGCAAUGGAGGUCGGUAGUGCAGAGCCCGAUUUAAAUUUCGACCCCAUGAACGAACUUCCUAAUCCACCCCAGGAUAACAACCAGGUUGCAGCUUGGUAUGACACCGAUUUGUAGAAUGUGUGUUUUGAUCAUUCUCAUUCAUUACCCAUCAAAUAAACCUUUACACCUC
Messenger RNA from Agrilus planipennis (emerald ash borer), 2647 nucleotides. Its product is annotated as armadillo segment polarity protein. Gene Ontology annotation, biological process: cell adhesion; positive regulation of transcription by RNA polymerase II. The record is from RefSeq and is a predicted model, not a curated record. Gene Ontology annotation, cellular component: catenin complex; adherens junction. The transcript is spliced from 11 exons. NCBI's taxonomy places the organism in Eukaryota, Metazoa, Arthropoda, Insecta, Coleoptera, Buprestidae. Bases 169 to 2592 code for a protein of 807 amino acids. Gene Ontology annotation, molecular function: transcription coactivator activity; cadherin binding; alpha-catenin binding.